Molecule: messenger RNA, 363 nt
Organism: Rotaria sp. Silwood2
Lineage: Eukaryota; Metazoa; Rotifera; Eurotatoria; Philodinida; Philodinidae
Source: the annotation of a GenBank genome assembly
AUGAUAUCAACAGUAAAUAAUAAUAGUUAUGCUGAUGAAUUUGUCGAAGGACGAAUACUCAAUCGACAAUCACAAGGAAAUAAUAAUCGAUUGAGAUUUCAAUCAUUUAUUAAUCAGUAUGAAAUUGUUAAGCCACGUACACCAACAAUAAAUCGUAUUAAAAAUCAUUUGAAUAAAUUCUACAAUACAUUAAGUUGCAUCAGUAUUAUGAACACAUUACUAGAUCGAAUACCGAUUAUUCGUUGUCUUAAGGAAUAUAAGAUACGAAAAUAUCUUUUCGGAGAUAUUAUUGCUGGUAUUACAGUAGCUAUCAUGCAUAUACCACAAGGUAACAGACAAAUUAAACAAAAAUAUAUUCUAUAA